Messenger RNA from Olea europaea var. sylvestris, 1512 nucleotides. RefSeq names its product chaperone protein dnaJ 10-like. The record is from RefSeq and is a predicted model, not a curated record. Lineage: Eukaryota; Viridiplantae; Streptophyta; Magnoliopsida; Lamiales; Oleaceae. The transcript has 10 exons. The coding region runs from base 216 to 1235 and encodes 339 amino acids.
GUUCGAAUUACGCGUCUAAGUAAACAUUCCUAUAUCAACGUCAAUGGCUCAGGUACAAAUAACAUAGCAUAUCGUAAUCAAGAUUCGCAAAAUACUUAAAAAUUCAUUUGCCCAAGCAAAGGAACUCGAGAACACAGAGAAGAAUUAUUUUAGCUUGCGUUGCGGAGUAGAGGCGGUGUAAUCUGUGUAUAUUGUGGGUCUCUGACUGAUAAGCCAUGGUAAAGGAUACAGUAUAUUAUGACAUCUUGGGAGUCGAUGUUGAUGCCUCGCCCGCGGAUAUUAAGAAGGCUUACUAUAUCAAGGCCAGGGUCGUCCACCCUGAUAAAAAUCCUGGAGAUUCACAAGCUGCUCACAAUUUCCAGGUGCUUGGAGAAGCUUAUCAGGUAUUGAGUGACCCUGAGAAGCGUGAAGCAUAUAACAAAUAUGGCAAAGAGGGAGUGCGGCAGGACUCUAUGGUUGACCCUGCAACUGUGUUUGGAAUGAUGUUCGGGAGUGAAUAUUUUGAAGAUUAUGUUGGGCAGCUUGCAUUGGCUACCAUGGCAUCUGUUGAAAUUGAUCAAAAAUUAGCUCCUGAAGUUCAAAAACAGAAAAUUCAGGAGAAGAUAAAGGCAUUGCAAAAGGAAAGGGAAGAGAAGCUCAUAGUACUUCUGAAAAAUCGUCUUCUACCAUUUGUUGAAGGUCAAACUACUGAGUUUGUGGAAUGGGCAAAAUCUGAAGCCCGUCGUCUUUCUCAAGCUGCUUUUGGAGAGGCAAUGCUUCAUACUAUUGGGUACAUUUACACGAGGCAAGCUGCAAGAGAAAUCGGGAAGGGCAAGCGUUACAUGAAGGUUCCAUUUCUUGCAGAGUGGGUGCGGGACAAAGGACAUUGGAUAAAAUCUCAAGUUUCAGCAGCUUCAGCUGCCGUGUCCUUGAUUCAAAUACAGGAGGAAUUGAAGAAGUCAGGUGAAGGAGAGAUUAAGGAUGAGCAUACGAUCAAAAUGUUGGAAGAAAAGAAAGAUGCAAUGGUUAAUUCCCUUUGGCAGAUUAACGUGGCAGAUAUUGAGUCAACUUUAUCUCGUGUUUGCCAAGCGGUUCUCAAAGAUCCCAGUGCUUCCAAGGAUGUUCUCAAGCUGCGAGCCCGAGGAAUGCGGAAACUUGGAACAAUUUUCCAAGGUGCAAAGGCAAAUUACGUUAGAGAAAACAGUUUACGACAUGAAACUACAGAUCGACUAGAUGGUGCUACAUCAUCUAAGUGAAGACCAAAUUGCCUGUCUGCUUCAAAUUCAGGUUGGUCAAAGUCCAUGUAGUACUUAUAGUGCUUACUUUAAUUCAAAUGUUUCGUAGGCCUAUCAACAUUGAGAUAAAUACACUUAUUUUCGUGUAAACUCUUUCUGGCUGGACCUUUCCCAUGUUUAUACAAUUCUGUAUUUCUAUUAUACAGUGCUACAUAAAGCAUGCUUUAUUCAGGUGAGAUUUGCUAAGUUUGUAAAUUCCAAUCAUGAAAGGAUUUGAUAGAAUGGUAUUUAGUUAUUA